Molecule: messenger RNA, 4129 nt
Organism: Rhineura floridana
Lineage: Eukaryota; Metazoa; Chordata; Lepidosauria; Squamata; Rhineuridae
Gene: C9H4orf33
Product: chromosome 9 C4orf33 homolog
Exons: 9
Coding region: 742-1341 (199 amino acids)
Source: RefSeq, a predicted model, not a curated record
CUUAGCGACGUCACCACGCGCUCUCUGACCAAUCACACACCUUCCGCGAGAGACCAGCGCGAGCCCCCUUACUGCUUACCAGCACAACACCGCCGACUUCCAUAACGACCGACCCAACUGAAUAUAGAAGGCGGCGCGGGGACGGGUCGCACAUGACGUGCCGCAGAAAACCGCCAAUCGAAAUCUUGGUGAACUAGGAGAGGACUUUUCCAUUGGCUUUUUAAAAGGGAUCACGUGCUCUUCUCUUCCUUUUUCCUUCGACUUGAACCGAGGAAGUGGCUGAGUAAAGACGUAGACGCCGGAUGGUGGGCUAUUUGUUUGGCACCAAUAUUGCUGUGGAAGUCUAACUUUAUGACAGUGGAUUUGCAUAAUGUGGUGAUCAAUUGUGGACACCCUGUGGUGAAAAUCGACAGCAACAUACAGGUACAGAGAAGUUGGUGAAAGUCUCCUCAAAGCCAGCUGAACUGCAUUUGCAACUGUCCUGAUUUUCUUGGGCGUCCAGCUGCCCAAGCGAGGCAACAGAGGGCAAUCCCACUGCCCCUCCGGGGACUCCAGGGGUGCCUUGCACGGAACUUCCUCCUCCUCCUCCUCUGUUGCUGCCCAUGUCGUCCCCCGCUUCGGGCAGCAUCCAAGUCUAGCUGGGCAGGGUGAAGUCGGUAAAUUCAAACUCAGACUCGGAGCCCUGGGUGUCAGCGCCCAGCAGCUCGGCCUCCUCCGCGUCUCAGAAAGUCAGCACCCGAGAUGGAGUUUAAAAUUGAACAUACCUGGAACAGCUUUCCAGUGUCUCAUGAUCCAGUAAUGAUCAGGCUGUCACCUGAAGAUGCUGGGAUACUGGUGGAAGUGAAUGCUCCAUUUUUUAAUGACCCUUCAGCUCCUCCGGGGGAACCAGGAAAACCAUUCAAUGGACUUUGGGACUAUGAGGUUGUAGAAGCUUUCUUCUUGAAUGACCAGACUCAGCAGUACUUAGAAGUGGAGCUCUGUCCGCAUGGGCAGCAUCUGGUACUGUUGCUUUCUGGCAGACGGAAAGUGUGUAAACAAGAGCUUCCUUUAAUGUUUGAAGUGUCAAGAAUAAGUGCCAAAUGGAAUGGAAGAGCUCAUCUUCCUUGGAGUUACUUUCCACCAGCCACUAACAAAUUUAAUGCAUAUGCCAUUCAUGGGUCAGGUGUUAACAGAACAUAUGAAGCCCUCUACCCUGUACCUCAACAUGAGAUUGAGACGAACCAGAAACCUGACUUCCAUCGCCUAGAAUAUUUUAAAUGCCUCAACCUGAAACUGUUAAUGGAAGAAGAUUGGAAGCAACCUGGGUCAGACUUGUGGGCAUCGUGUAAACAAACGAGCUAAAUAAAAGGACAAAAACCUGAUUGGAAAGAAGACGAAGACUGAGUUCAGUGAGACAUCCAAUACGUAUGCAUGUUGUUGCAAUCUCCCUUUGACUUCUAUGUGACAAUGUGCUCUAUUGAGUUAUAUGGAAAAGGCAGUUGGGGCAGUACAGCUUUUCACCUGUUUGCUCAACCCUUACACUUCUUGGCUUGUAUUAUCUUGCUGAGGGGACUUGACUGGCUGUGUUCAAGAGGUUGUGACCUAUAAAAGCCUUAUUCAGCUUGGGGCAUUGACAAAGGAGCAUGUGCUCCCAUAUGAACCUGUCCUCCCUUUAAGAUCUGAGGCAGCAUCCAUGUUCCAGGUACUCCUGCCUUUAGAGGUAAGGUAAGUAGCAACCAGAGAGAGGGCCUUUUCAGUAGUGUCCUAGAUGUGGAAUACUCUCCCCAGACACCCUUCACUGGGGCUAUCUUUUUGGUUUCAGUUGAAGGCACUCUUCUGGGCUUUUAGAGGGCUAUAGAUCUUGUAUUGCUGUUUUCAUACCUUUAUUGCUAGGUUUUUACGUGUGCAAUUUUUAAUACUGUUUUUAAAUCUAAUGUUAACUAUUGCAUUUUACAUUUUUCAUCAUCCUCAUCAUUUUAUCUGUACGCUUCCUUUCCACAAAAAAAUUGAGCUCAAAGCAGCUUACAACAAAGUGAACAGCAAUUAUAAGAACAAUUUCAUAAUAAUAAAAAUAAUAAAACAGUAGCAUAACAGCAGAUAUCACAGCACACAAAAAAACUUUCAAUACUAUAAAUAUAACAGCAUUACAACUGUUAACAGAUAACAUUACACUUCCUGGCAGUACAGUAAAAAUAAAAAGGGAAUAUGACAGUCUCAUCUUUGCUCCUAGAAACACCCCUGCCAUGAUGCAGCAGGAGUGGGACUCUGAAUAACACCUUCUUACAAGAUUUUAAAGGCAGGGGUAGAGGGGUAAAUGGAAACACCCUGGCUGUGAUUUAUUGUUGACUGCCUUGGAAAAUUUUGUUGAAUACAGAAUAGAAAUCAUUUAAAUAAAAAGAGUUGCACCUAGGGACCCUGGUGAUGUGGGUAAGCAUGCUGCCUGUUGCUUUGUUAGAGAGGGUGACAGUUUUUGCACUCUUCCCCAACUAUGUACCUGAUCUUAGGCAAUAUAUUGUGAGUCCUAUGGGGCAAUAGUGGAAGCUGUUUACUAACUUUUAACAGUGGGACAAAAUUUGUUCCAGAUACUGGGAGUCCUGCCCCUUGUGAAUGAUGACAAUGCAUUUCUUGUAUUUCUAGGCAGGAAGGAAAGUCACAGCCAAUUAUUUCUUUACUUCCACAUUUAGUUACAUCCACACUAUCAGUUUUUGUGAUCUUAGACUGUCAAGCAUGUAAUCUUAGUCAAAUCCCCAUAUUGAUUUGCUUUCUUUACAGGUCACUUGAGUAUUGCUCCUUUCUUGGCUGUGUUUCUGACGUUCCCUCACAGAUCAUUUCAGUAGUAAAGUAUUUCAGAUUCUAAGGGUCAUAAGUGCCUAACUGCUUCAAAGAUUACUACUUUGGCAUGCAAAAGAUGGAAGGAUAAAAAGAAAGAUGGGAACGAUGCUACUUAUUCGUAUCUGAAUGAUUUUCAUCCUAUCAUUCUUGUGAAUUUCCACCUAAGUCAAUUGUAGAUGCCUUCUGAUAACUAAUAUCAUUUCUACAGCAAAGAAAAUGGAAACAUUUUUUCUUAAGCCACACUUCUGUAUACUAAUGGACAAGAAAUGGAGAUGUAAUCAAACUAUUGAUGAACAAAAUCAGUGAUUAAUGCUGCUUACAAGGAUGAAUUGAAGAACUGAGUCUCUCCUAGUCUGCUGCUAGGUCAUCAUUGGUCUUUAAACAUUCCACUCUUCCCAACUUGAGCAUAUAAUUUUAUUUCCAUUGACCUUUACUGAGCUAACUGCACAAUAUAUUUGUUCCUAUAAAGUGCCAUCCAUGUUUUUUCAUGCCCUGACAGUAAAUGUACACUUUUUUUAAAUGGAAACCAAGUUUUGGGGUGUUGACAGCCUUGCCUUUAUGGAAUAUCUGUGGAACUAUCCACUUGACAUGAGCAGCCAAACACUGAUUCUUCUAAAAAUUGGUUUUAUUUAAGCAGAAAUUGGUAUUGUGAAAAUGUAUUGAAUUAGUUAAUCAUUGAUUAACUGUUGUGAGAUAAAAAUUAGCAGUGUGCCCUGUUCACUUUAUAUAUUAAACAGGUUUUCUUUUCUCACACUAAACUGAUUAUGCCUUAAGGGUAAAGGAAUAAUGAAUCAACAUUGAUUCAGGUGGUUUUCUGUCAUAUUUUCCCAUUAUACAUAAACUUGAAGUGAAUACAGCUAGAUGCUGUGUUCUUUUGAUGGAUAUUUUUUUCAUUCAAGGCAAUGGAGUAAAAUUUUAACUGGAAGUUAAUUUCAGACAUUUGGUUAAAUACGGACCCAUUAUAGUAUCUCUGUAUAUGGUUGUGAUGUCCCUGUAUAUAGAUAUUACUGUAAAUAUGGUAAGUUCAGGUUUAUUAAAGUAUAUAUGGUAAGUGGACUGAGUGAGAGGGGGAGUACAUGGGCUAGAAUGCUGGAGAAUGCUGUAUGAUGAUUGGCUGAGUGUUUGAGUGGCUGAAGGUAUAAAUGAGAGGACGACAGUUGAGAGAGGUGUUCGGUUGUUGUUGUGGGUUGGAGUUGGUUGUGGGUUGGAUUGCAUUAGGCUGGUAUUGAGGCAGAUUAUAUAUGACUAGAAACAUAAAGAGUAACACAAUAUAUGAAACCAUAUGCUUGUUCAAUGUACCUUAGGUAAUCUUGUUAUU